AUGUCCAAGGAGCAUCCUAGUGUCGCGAAAGAUAUUCUCUGGAAGCCGUUUGUGCCUGCACUCUACGUGGGAGCCGCCACAGGGGUUUGUGGUGCGGCGUAUGGCGGUAUAGCUGGCACUCUCAUUCAGACUUCGAGUCCAUUGGCGUAUACUGCAAUCUCUGCAACACAAUGGUUUUCUGCUGGCACCACCUUCUUCUGUCUGUGUCACUGCUCCAAUUUGGAAUUCGCAUCUGCUUAUAUCUUUCCAGAUUGCCGGAGUGUAUUGCUGGCAGGUCCCUUAUCUCGGGAUAAGGAUUUGCACCGAGUCGCUGCAAGUGGCAUUGCAGGUUCAUGUUCCGGAGCUGUGAUCGCAACCUUCUUGCCUCGAGGAAGCCUGGUCACAGGUAGCAUCAUGUUCGGAGUCAUUGCUGCUCUGUCUCAAGCAGGGUUGAAUACCACGCAAGGCUCUUCAUCUAUUGCUCAACUCUCUUCACGUCUGAAAAGCGGCUUUGCUACAUUUUCUCCUAUGAAAUCUCUGUCGGACAAAGAGUAUGAGGAUUUGCUUUUAGAUAAGCUCCUCCGGAUUGAAGCGGAAAUUGCUGUAUUGGACGACAAGAUAGCAAGCCUACGAGCGGCAAGGGACGAACGCGUCCACGUUAAGUAUCAAGAGCUGAAAACCCGUCCGAGCUGA
Fonsecaea multimorphosa CBS 102226 is the source of this 672-nucleotide messenger RNA. RefSeq lists its product as uncharacterized. The transcript has 3 exons. The record is from RefSeq and is a predicted model, not a curated record. Bases 1 to 672 code for a protein of 223 amino acids. NCBI's taxonomy places the organism in Eukaryota, Fungi, Ascomycota, Eurotiomycetes, Chaetothyriales, Herpotrichiellaceae.